Messenger RNA from Seminavis robusta, 2946 nucleotides. The record is from the annotation of a GenBank genome assembly. NCBI's taxonomy places the organism in Eukaryota, Bacillariophyta, Bacillariophyceae, Naviculales, Naviculaceae.
AUGGAGGCUUUCAACUGGACUCUUUGGGAAGUUUGGUUCAACCACUCUUUGACAGCCAACCUGACUGUACCGGUAUAUGAUACCAAUUCUACCAAUCUGACGGCUAUUAAUAUUACCAACGAUACCAUCGUAGACUACGAUGAUGAUGAUGGCUUUUCUGGUGACAGCGUGAUGGACGAGUCGCUGACAUCAGACGACAACGUUACCACUACGACGAGUGUGUACGAAGAAGAUAUUGUUUUACUGAGGGAUACCUUUGCUCUCUACGGGAGUCUCUUCCUGGCUGGCUUUUUCUUUUUCUGCUGGGCACGGCUCAAGUACCCAGAUGUCUACUUGGUCCGUCGUCCCAACGAACAGCAGAAUCAAAACGCACAAGAAGAAUACCAACACUAUCACCAGCGCCCUCGUGUAGAUCCCAGCGUCUACACGCCGUUGGCAUCCAACUCGUAUGGGUUCCUGAGUUGGACGUGGAAACUCUUUGCCAUUCCUGAUGACAUUUUGAUGCAAGAAUGCGGUCUGGAUGCUCUUUGCUAUCUGCGGCUUUGUUCCAUGGGAUAUCGAUUGUCACUGACGGGAAUGUUCACCGCCCUUUGGCUCAUGCCCGUCUACAUUACCGCCUCUUCCACGGAUGCAUCCAACUUUGACAAUCUCGCCGAAGUCACCACGGGACACAUUGUCGAUGCAUCACCUCGAUUGAUUGCCACGGCUGUUGCCACCUAUUUUGUGUUUGGACAUGCCAUGUAUGUCAUUCUCAAAGACUUGGAAUGGUUUGCACAAACCCGGCAUGCCUUUCUCAUGGCAUCGCAACAAGCCCGCAACUAUGCCAUUUUCAUUCGCAAUAUACCACCGGGGUGGAGGAGCAAUCGGGGAUUGCGCAAUUUCUUUGAAAAGUCACUCCAGGGAGCCAAUGUGGUGGAAACACACAUUUGUAUGGGGACACGAAACUUGAAAGAAAAGGUGGAAAAGCGGGAGUGUAUUAUGGAGAAACUGGAACAUGCCGUGGCCAAACUGGACGAGACGGGGAAACGACCCAAACAUCACGAACAGCAAGCCUUGUUGCCCUCGGGUGUUGUUCCCAAGGUUCCCGAAAUUGCCUUGCCGAUUGGACAACAAGUCGAUUCCAUCAAUUACUAUGCCAAUACACUCCGAAAAUUGAACCAAGACAUUGCCAAACAGAUUGAUAUCCUUCAAGAAAUUGCCAAGGAACAACCAGAUGAUGUCAUGUUUGACGACGACGAUAAUGAUGAUGACGACAAUGCAGAAGAAGAGGGCAUCAACAACAACGAGAUUAUGGAACGGGAACAACCAGCAAGAACAGGCGACAAAUCCGACAACUUGUUUCGAGUAUUAACGCACAAAACGGGGGGUGCCGUCAAGCAAGUGGUCAACGAACAACUCCAAUUCACAGGAGAAGCAGCAGGCCUGGUCACCAGAACAGCCACGGAUGCAUUCAAGCUGGUCCUUCCGGAUCAAGACGGGCAUAUCUACAGUGCCGGUUUUGUGGUGUUCCAAACUCUGUCGACAACUCACGCGGCACGGCAGAUGCUGCACGAUGAAAAACCAUACCAGAUGGAAGUCAUGGAAGCACCCGAUCCCGAUGAUAUCUUUUGGUUCAACGUUGGACGUGAACACAAGGACCUUCAGGUUGGCCUACUGAUAUCAGUCGCCACAGCUGCAACAAUCUGCUUCUUCUGGACCAUUCCUGUUUCGUUUGUCGCCAGUCUCUCGUCAGUGGAUUCGCUCCGGCAGGAAGUCGAUUUCAUUGAUGAUUUACUUACAUCAGCGCCGUGGAUGGAAGGCGUCUUUGCCGUCCUGGCUCCUCAAUUGUUGGUCAUUCUCAACACACUGCUGCCCGUCAUACUGGAGUUUGCCACCAACUUUGAAGGAUCCAUAUCGGGGUCGAUCGUUCAAUCUUCCUUGUUCACAAAACUAGCUUCCUUUACAAUCAUCCAGACGUUCUUUGUCAGCGCCAUUUCAGGAAGCAUCUAUGAGGAAAUUCAAAAGUUCGUGCAGACACCGGGGACCAUUGUCGAGUUGCUAGCCACCAGCCUUCCGACUCAAUCUACAUUCUUCAUCCAAAUGAGCUUUGUCAGCACGUUCUCAACAUGGUUUUCAGAAGGCUUGGGGGUUGCACGCAUUGGCAAGGGUAUCUUGAGGUCUUGGGUGGGGCCGCAGCUGACAGAUCGGGAGCGACAAAAGCAUUUGUGGGGCCUCCGCCCUCUUUCGGACCCAGAAGACUUUCCGUAUGCCGACAAUAUGGCUGCCUUGGUCCUGUUGUACAUGAUCUACUUUGUUUACUGCGUUAUCGCGCCACUCGUGAGCUUCGUUGUGGCGUGCAGUUUUCUGAUUCUCGAGACUCUGUUUCGACAUCAAUUCGUUUAUGUCUACCCCAAACGAGCAGACUCGGGAGGGAGGUUGUGGAUGAACUUUAUCAAAUGCCUGACGGCGUGUAUCCUGAUUGCAGAAAUCACGAUAUUCGGUCUCAUGGCAUUGAAAAAGUCAGCGAUGCCUACCUUGAUGAUUCCACUAUUGGUAGUGACAUCGAUGUUUUCCAUUUACAUUCGCAAUCAGCACUUUCGAGUUGCAGAACACUUGCCAACGCGGCUCUGCUUGAGUCAAGACUAUAGGAAUCGAGAUCUGGACAUGGGGUUUGUCAAGGAUUGCUAUCUACAACAAGAAAUGACCGAGAAACAAGCCAUACCAAACCUGCCCCCGCAGCGUUUGAGGGAACUGCAUUUGGGGAAUUUGGACGAAGAAGACGGCGAAGAGGAGACGAUGACGCUGGACGAAAGAGCUUCAUUCGAAGAAGGUGUUCACUCGUUCACUACGAUUAAUGCCAACGGCGUUACUUGUCGUAUUACAAAGCUCGAGGUUCCAGAUGGUAUAUUCUGGGAGGGAGAAGAAGAAGAAGAAGAAGGGGAAGAUGUACUCGAGGCAAAUGCCUGA